Messenger RNA from Arabidopsis thaliana (thale cress), 434 nucleotides. RefSeq names its product Defensin-like (DEFL) family protein. The transcript is spliced from 2 exons. The coding region runs from base 40 to 291 and encodes 83 amino acids. NCBI's taxonomy places the organism in Eukaryota, Viridiplantae, Streptophyta, Magnoliopsida, Brassicales, Brassicaceae. Gene Ontology annotation, cellular component: extracellular region. The record is from RefSeq and is marked reviewed.
GUAAAGCAUUCAAUCAAAAAGAAGAAAUUAAAAGUGAAAAUGGCUAAAAGUGUAAAUGCUACUGGUUUCAUCACUUAUAUGGUGAUUUUCUUGAUUUUAACAGUAGGAAUAUCAAGAGUAAAGGCUAAGAAGCCACCAUGUCUAGAAGGCCGAACCGCAUAUGUGUCACCUGGUCCUUGUAGUAACAGUCUAUGCACACAAGAUUGCAGGCCUGCUGGUUAUCACACUGGCAAAUGUAAAGUUGAGUGGUCAACACCAAUUUGUAAAUGUUAUGGAUGCAGAAAGGUGUAGACUCGGCAGAUCUUAUGUGCAAUAAUAUUAUUCAGUAUCAUGUUUUUUUGGAGCUGUAUCAAUAAUAACAAGUCAAAAGGACUUUGUAGUAACGUGCUUCUCGAAUCCAGUUAUAAAUUCCAAAAUCCAUCACUUUGUUGUUG